UAUAAUAUCUUUUCUGUUUUUUUUAGACGAAUGUAAACAUCUUUUGAUGUAUAUCUAGAUGGGAAAUGAGAACAUAUCUUAUUACUCGUGUCCUUUGAUUUUGUGCAGAUUUUAUUAUUUCCUCCCAAUUUUAUUAGUUCUGAUUUAAUUUUAAGUGUGCAUUUGUCUAUUAUUUAACAAGAGGAAAAUAAUGCUUUUCAAGAUUUUAAAUAGAUCCUUUAGACGGAAAUAAUAUUUUAUACUUAUUUUUGAUGUUUGGUAUAACAUUUUUGCCUUAUAAUAUGGAGUAUUUUGGCACAUAAAUAUCGUAAAUGUGGUAUGUGAAAACGAUUUCAGAAGUAUCUAGUCAAUUUAAUCGAAUGCUCACUCUACGAUUGGUAUCUUGUAGAGCACUUAAACAGCCCUGAGCAACGUACUAAAACUAAUGAUAGUUCAUUGUAUAUUUCAUAGCAUAGUUGGAACUUAACAGAUAUUGCUUUAAAAAAUGGUUUGCUUUCAUCGCAAGUACAUAACGCAUCAUGCAUACCUUAAAUGAUAGUGAUCAUUCAAUAAAAAUGCUGGCAUCGAAUCAGGAACCACCUGGUGAAAGCCGCAUUGAUAAAAUGCGAAAAUUUCUGAGUUCUCCAUUGACAAGAAAAAAACCAGCAAAUGUGCAAUAUAAAACAUUUGGCACACCACUUGAAGUGCUUUUACAAAGGUUUCCUUCUGAGCAUUCUGUACCUUUCAUUAUAACCAGAUUAUGCCAGUAUAUUUUAAAGACAGGUCUCACUCAUGAAGGUUUGUUCCGUAUUAGUGGCAAUGCUCGUUCUGUUGAGCGCUUAAAAGCUUCCUUUGAUCGCUCAGGAGAUGCUCCAUUGGAAACUGAAGGUGAUGUUUCAUCUGCAGCAGCUUUGUUGAAAUUAUUUCUUAGAGAAUUGCCAGAUCCAAUCAUACCUAUGAAUAUGCAUUGCCAGUUUUUAGAUGCAGUUAAAGAUAAAGACAAGACGGAAAGUGUAGUUUGUUUAGCCGAACUUGUUGAAAAGCUGCCUCCAAUCAAUUAUCAUAUUUUAAACUACUUAUUCAACUUUCUCCGCAAAGUAUCAGAUAUGGAAGAUCAAAAUAGAAUGAGUGCUUCAUCUCUAGGUAUUGUUUUCGGCCCUAAUUUAUUUAGGGUAACCGAAGAUUUUGUUGGCUUGAAAGAGCAAUCUCUUACGAAUCAAAUAGUGACAUAUUUUAUAUCUGAGCAUGACAAAAUUUUUAGAAAAGAUGCCACCAAUUUUAUUUGCAAUACUUGUUUUGCUUCUGAUGUAUCCAAAACAUGUCAAGCUACUGCAAUGAUAUCGUCUUGGCCAGAAGCUAAAAGUAGCAGUACUGCAAUGUUGUCUACAUGGAGUCUUGGUCCCUUAUGCACACCAAAUGAACCUGCAUAUGAAGAAUUUCUCCAAUUGAGUUCACUAUCUCAUUCUUUAACUCAAGAUGGCUCUGGACAUUUCUCAUCUUUAAAGUCUCAAGAUCACUCUUUUACAAGUAAUAAUGAAUCAAGAUUUCCUUCGAAAGAUGUCACAGAUGUUUCUUUCCACGCAUCCGAAGAUUUGCCUUAUGAAAAUCAUGUUCCCGUAACUUCAUCAAGAAGCCCAAAGGAAAGGAAAAGCUCUCUGGGAAAAGAAUUUUACAUUAUGGAAGAAGAAUCAUUAUUAUCAUACUCAUCAUUAUCAGACAAAGUAUCCUCAAUUUCAGUUCACUCGUUAUUGACUGAAUCUGUGUCUAACUCUUCUAAUCAAUCAUCUUUAUCUGAAACUACCCCUGUUACUUCAAGUUAUUCAUCAUUAGCUGAAAAGCUGUCAUUCAAUUCUGCCAAAGAAAAUUCUCAUCCCAUAACUUGCAUUAGCUCACAAGAAGGCCAAACUAAUGACAUUGACAAUGUUCAGUUUGGUUUAGAACAAGUCCCUAAGCUAACACUUGAAAAGUCAGAAGAAAUGAUGAAGGACACUCAUAAAAUUUAUCCACGUGGGCGUCGAAGACACAUUCGUCACCCUAAACAUAAAUCGUAUGAUGAAAGACGUUCGCAGUCAGAGUUACGCACAAAUACCCAUUAUGAAAACGAGGAUGAAUUCAAUGGAAAUCCUCAUUCUCUGUAUGAUAAGAAUGAUAUGCAGCAUAAUUCUACUGGCAGCUUAAAUGAAAGUGGAGUUGAUGUGAGACACAGUUGGCCUGCAUUUAGGAAGUGCAAAGAGGAAGAAGAUAUUGCUUUGUCCCCAUUACCCCAACAGCUUGGAACAAAUGUAUGUGAAGCAUCAGUUUCUCCGAGUGCUUUUCGCAGCUAUUUGUCUUAUAGAAACCUUCAUUUAGAUCCAAGCCUUCCACCUUCACCUCCUGUAGAGCAAGAAGAUAUAAUAAUUGGGAGUACUCAUGAAAUCUCAUCUUCUAAUGUCAAGCAGCUUAACAAAAAGAUACAUACCCUGAAAAAGAAAAUUAAAACAUUUGAAGAUAAUUUUGAGAAACUUUAUGGAUAUAAGCCUUCAAAUGCUGAAAAAUGCAGUAAUAUCAGUGUCAAAAAGAUGCUAUCAGAAUUAAACAAAGCAAGACAGGAUCUGAAAGUAUGUUUGGAAUUGAAAGGUGAUCCCCAGCUUUGGGAUUCUGAAGAUACUAUUCCAAAUAAAAGUAGCAGAGGCACGAAUACUCGCAGUAGUCAAGGGCUCUUUUCUGUUGCUAAAACUGGUGCUGAAACCAUGAGUAUAGAGGAAACUAUCAAGAAUGCUUUGGCUUAUCUUGCACGUCAUCGAAAAGAUAUGAAUCGGCCUGAAAAUCUUGAGGAGAUGACCAAAGAUCAACUUGUUGCAGAAAAGGUAGCUAUUCAAAAAGUUCUAUUGAAUUUUGAAAGUAUGCAUGGAAGACCAGCUUCCAAAGCUCAUCGUGAACUCGUGAGACCAUUGUAUGACAGGUACCGCUUGACCAAGAGAUUGAUUGUACGAAAUUCUUCGAGCAAAGACAAUGCUGAUCUUGUACCCAUUUUGGAACAUGAAACGAUGGAUUUUAAAAAAAGUGAUCUUGCAAAGAAUAUUAAUAUUCUUAAAGAGGAUCCUUCUGUUGAACUUUCGAGAAAUAAAGAUGAUCAUUCUGAGGAAAAAGAACAAGAGACAAGUGCAUCUUCACAUAUCAGUUUUCAUGAACUAUCAUUAUCAGAGUUGGAAAUAGAAAUAACUGUUGUAAGAGAUGAAAAACGCAAAUUAAGAAAGUUGCUUAGAGAAUUUGAAGAUCAAUUCAAAAAAGAACAUGGAAGGAAAGCUCAAAGAGAAGACAAACGGGCAAUGGAACCAUGCUAUACUGAAUAUAAGAAUGCCAAAGCUAAACUCAAGCUGUUGGAAGCCUUAGUUGCCAAAUAUGAACAGACUUCUUGAAGGAUGGAAAUUUAUAAAAUUGUACUUCUUUUGUAAUGUCUAGUCAUUUAUGAGAACUAUUUUAAGUUGUUUGCCAAAAAUUUUAUGGGAGAGAAACUUACUUUUAAUUAUUUUUUUUCUUUUGCAUUUAUUCCAAAAGGAAUUCACACACUUAAUAUUUAUCCCAUUUUUCGCACAAUAAGGUGCUUUGUACAUUAUAUUUAUUCUAAUUAGACUAUGUAAAAAGUUUGCUAAUGAACUGAUGUACCAAUGUGCAGUUCAAUAUUUCCUUUUUUCACUUAAUUAGUUAAUAUAUACAUAUGUAUAGUACAACCUUUUUUUUUUUUUUUUUUUUUUUUUACCACUUAAUAUACCAAAGUUUGCCUGUAUAAAAAUUUGUUAAGAAUGCUUCUCUGUAGUCAUUUAUUUUUGUCCCAUCUAAGAAAUGGGAUAGAUGUGCAAUAUAUAUAUAUAUAUAUGUAUAUAUAUUAAUUUCAAUGGAGAAUUUUAAAUAAGAAUUUUUUGUUGGAGCCAUUCCUGGCUUGGAUGGUACUUUUGCAGUGAAUUCAAGGGAAAAGAGUCAUGUAUUUUCACCUAAUGAAGAUAAAAAUAUUGUUCUGACUAUUAACUAACCUGAAUUUCAAAGGACAGCUAUAACUAAACAUUUUUCACUAUGUAAAAUGCAUUCUCAAAACUUCACUAACCGAGAAAAAUAUUUUAUUCUUCAAUUUUAAUAUUGGAGGAUUUUUGUGCUUUUGAAUUAUCUUCUUAAAGGUAUAAAAUGCUAGAAAUAUGCUGAUGUAUGGUUUUUAUUUAUUGAUUAAAUAGGGUAAUGUACUUUCCCUUGUAAUUUAAACAGCCUUUUAUCUAGGAAUGGCUCUAAAUUUGUUAUUUUUGAUAAUUUUUCAUGCAUUUGUUUUCUUUGUGCAAUAUCAGUUCUCUUAUAGCUCAGUAUCUUAAAGUACAAAACUUUCUGUUUACUGUAUCCUCCCUCUCAAUGCAAAAGGUCAUAUAUCAAAAAUUCCACUAGUUAGUACUAACAGAUGCCAAGAUGGGGUUACAAUAAACAAUGCAAUGAAGCAGACAAAGUUAAUCUUUAACUGUUGAAUAUUAAAAGAAAUGUUCAAUUUUGGUUUUAACAAACUCAGAUUAUUUUAGCCUUUACGGGUUGCUGUAGUUUUCUCACUGAAAUGACAGCUAUAACCAAAUGUAUGAUGAAAAUCGGUAAAAAAAAAAAAAACAUGUUUCUUUAGCUUUCAGAAAAGCAAAAAUUAUUUUUACAUGAUUUAAUUUUCAAUGAUAUAUUUUAAAUUUUGUUCUUAAUGGUGAUAUUUUAUAUGGGGGGGGUAUACAAAUUUUGUUUUAAUUUGAAACUGGUAUAAUGUUUCUAUAUAUUUCUUGUUUAGAAUAUAAUUAUCUCUUCUAUCUUUUAAUCUACUCCCUGCAUUUUGACAUGGCAAUAUGAAAAAAUACCAACUAGUGGUUUUUAUUACAAGACCUUUUACAUUGCAAGUGACAAUAUUCUUUUGUAUCAUCACUGGAUGUUUUUUUUUGUUUUGUUUUUUAUUCUAUAGAUUAUAACUCCAGUAUUAAAAAAGCGCCUUUUAAAAUAUUAGUCCAACUUGUGGUAUUGUCUUAUUACUGAAAGUAUUUUUCUUUGUAAGCAGAUGAGUACUCCUCAAAGUUUAAUGUGAAAACCAUAAUUUUUUAAAUAUAAGCCUUUUGUGAUUAAAAAGGUAUACUCUAUGUGCUCAAUAGUUGUUGUUGUUGU
Molecule: messenger RNA, 5127 nt
Organism: Argiope bruennichi
Lineage: Eukaryota; Metazoa; Arthropoda; Arachnida; Araneae; Araneidae
Product: protein FAM13B-like
Exons: 25
Coding region: 519-3377 (952 amino acids)
Biological process (GO): signal transduction
Source: RefSeq, a predicted model, not a curated record